Messenger RNA from Cavia porcellus (domestic guinea pig), 3645 nucleotides. It is a transcript of the gene Slc9a9, whose product is annotated as solute carrier family 9 member A9. Gene Ontology annotation, molecular function: sodium:proton antiporter activity; potassium:proton antiporter activity. Gene Ontology annotation, biological process: regulation of intracellular pH; proton transmembrane transport; sodium ion import across plasma membrane. Gene Ontology annotation, cellular component: plasma membrane; recycling endosome. NCBI's taxonomy places the organism in Eukaryota, Metazoa, Chordata, Mammalia, Rodentia, Caviidae. Bases 150 to 2084 code for a protein of 644 amino acids. The transcript has 16 exons. The record is from RefSeq and is a predicted model, not a curated record.
UUGUAACUAGAAGCCGGCUGAACGCUAAGCCAGGAUAGAAUGCUUGUGAAGUAGCAAGUAAAGUGGCCGUGUUUAUUCUGUCUUGGGUAAAUCUUGAUAAAACAGCUUUUAUCCAGAAUUUUAUCUAAGGGGUCCAAGAAGACUAGAGAAUGGAGAGGCAGCAAAGGUUUAUGUCAGAGAAGGAUGAGUAUCACUUUCAACAUCAAGGAGCGGUGGAGCUGCUUGUCUUUAAUUUUUUGCUCAUCCUUACUAUUCUGACAAUCUGGUUAUUUAAAAAUCAUCGAUUUCGUUUUUUGCAUGAAACUGGAGGAGCGAUGGUGUAUGGUCUCAUAAUGGGAUUAAUUUUACGAUAUGCCACAGCACCAACUGAUAUUGAAAGUGGAACUGUCUAUGACUGUGGAAAACUGAACUUCAGUCCAUCAACUCUUCUGGUUAAUAUUACUGACCAAGUUUAUGAAUAUAAAUAUAAGAGAGAAAUAAGCCAGCAUAACGUCAAUCCUCACCAAGGCAAUGCCUUACUUGAAAAGAUGACAUUUGACCCAGAAAUCUUCUUCAAUGUUUUAUUGCCACCAAUUAUAUUUCAUGCAGGAUAUAGUCUAAAGAAGAGACACUUUUUUCAAAACUUAGGAUCUAUUUUAACAUAUGCCUUCUUGGGAACUGCCAUCUCCUGUAUCGUCAUAGGGUUAAUUGUGUAUGGUUUUGUGAAGGCAAUGAUAUAUGCUGGUCAGCUGAAAAAUGGAGACUUUCAUUUCACAGACUGUUUAUUUUUUGGUUCACUGAUGUCAGCUACAGAUCCAGUGACAGUGCUGGCCAUUUUCCAUGAAUUGCAUGUCGACCCUGACCUGUAUACACUCUUGUUUGGGGAGAGUGUGCUGAAUGAUGCAGUGGCCAUAGUCCUCACAUAUUCCAUAUCCAUUUACAGUCCCAAGGAGAAUCCAAAUGCAUUUGACACUGCAGCGUUCUUCCAGUCUGUGGGGAAUUUCCUGGGGAUCUUCACCGGCUCAUUUGCAAUGGGGUCUGCGUAUGCUGUUGUCACAGCACUGUUGACCAAAUUCACCAAACUCUGUGAGUUCCCGAUGCUGGAAACAGGCUUGUUUUUUCUUCUUUCUUGGAGUGCCUUCCUGUCUGCUGAGGCUGCCGGCCUAACAGGGAUAGUAGCUGUUCUCUUCUGUGGAGUUACGCAGGCACAUUAUACCUACAACAAUCUGUCGUCAGAUUCCAAAAUAAGAACAAAACAGUUGUUUGAAUUUAUGAACUUUUUGGCUGAGAACGUCAUCUUCUGUUACAUGGGCCUGGCGCUGUUCACCUUCCAGAACCACAUUUUUAAUGUUCUUUUUAUCCUUGGAGCCUUUCUAGCGAUUUUUGUUGCCAGAGCCUGCAACAUAUACCCGCUCUCCUUCCUCCUGAAUCUGGGACGCAAACAGAGGAUCCCCUGGAACUUUCAGCACAUGAUGAUGUUUUCAGGUUUGAGGGGAGCAAUCGCAUUUGCCUUAGCCAUUCGGAACACAGAAUCUCAACCCAAACAGAUGAUGUUUACCACCACACUGCUCCUCGUGUUCUUUACGGUCUGGGUGUUUGGAGGAGGGACCACCCCUAUGCUCACUUGGCUUCAGAUCAGAGUUGGUGUGGACCUGGACGAAAAUCUGAAGGAGGAGCCCACCUCACAUCAGGAAGCAAAUAACUUGGAUAAAAGCGUGACAAAAGCAGAGAGUGCACGGCUCUUCAGGAUGUGGUAUGGUUUUGACCACAAAUAUCUGAAACCGAUUUUAACACACUCUGGUCCUCCACUGACCACAACACUACCAGAAUGGUGUGGCCCAAUUUCCAGGCUUCUGACCAGUCCUCAGGCCUACGGGGAACAAUUGAAAGAAGAUGAUGUGGACUGCAUUGUAAACCAGGACGAGCUAGCUAUGACCUACCAGGAGCAAGCCUCCUUGCCCAGCAGUCCUCCUCCAGGGCCAGAUCCAGACCAGAAAGCUUCGCCCCAGUCUCCAAGCAAGGAAAACAUCUAUGAGGGAGACCUGGGCCUGGGGGGCUACGAACUCAAGCUUGAGCAGACUCUGGGUCAAUCCCAGGUGAACUAACUGGCGUGAAGAGGGCAGAUGUCACCACAAGUCGGGCAAGCCUCACGGAGGACCACAGCCAACUGACAAGGCAGUACAGCGAAGAGGCUGGAAAACAAAUUAAGAGCAUAAACUAGAGAAAAUAAAACCCUUGUCUGGUGCCUGCAGAAAUGAGAAUUUAUUAUCAGCGCUCUAUAUUAUGCAACUGAAUUUAAUUGUUUAUCAGCAGCCAGUUUUACUACUGGAGGAGGUGAGGUGGGAGAAGGGAGAGUCAGGUACGGGGUCUGAGGGUUGGAACUGUGCUGUGGAAAGUCUCUGCGUCCCUCACUUGCAUUUUGGGUUUUAUUCCCUUCCUUAAGGAGAGUUAAAAGUAAGAAAAAGAGCUUCUGAGCAGAAGCAUGUUUUGCCUACAUUGAAGGGAAUGUCCAGUUGUUUAGUAAGUGAUAAGUUUACGUUUGUAGGACUUGACUCCCUCUCGGUCUAAAUACCUCCAAGACAGCGUGCAGACGCAGGGAAGUAUUCAGUGCCCACUUCUGAUGGCCUCACAGAACCCACAGGGAGUUGGAAACCUACUGUUCUGGUUGGCAUCCUUUCCACACUGCUUCUGCCCCUGGUCAAAGGGAUCACACACUGCAGGGUGUGCCUAUGCUAAAUGCAGCGUCGCUUUCUGACUGCAGGACCCCUUGCAAGGAAAGCUGGUUUCUUUUCCAAUAUGAUGUUUUACCUGCAGAAUGAGCCUUCCUUCUCUGCUUGCUUCCACGUCUUGGCUCUGCAGUGGGGCCCUUCUGUCUGCUAGGUGAUAAGAUUUCACAACACAAGUUGUUCUCCACAUGGCAGAAGUCUGUGCAAGAAACCCAGCCUGUCUCUCAAUUCAGUGCUCACAAUCAGUUAGUAGCGCAGACACAGGGUUGAAAAUGAGUGGAUCACGCAAAGGAACCAGAGAUAAAACGUCAAAAUCGCUUAUUGAAAGGCAUGGCUCGUGGCCCAUGUUGGAGAGAUCAACACAAUAAUUCUGCUUUUAAUUCUGCUGCAUGACCUGUGCCUUUGAAGCCAGAAGAUACCUCAAGCCUAGCUUCUCUUGACAUAUAGAUGUUAAUAGUAGACUCCAGGCCAGAUGUGGCGGUACAUGCCUGUAAUCCUAGCCCAACACUGAGGAGGCUGAGGAAGGAGGCCAGUCUGACUUACAUACAGAAUUCAAGACUAGCCUGAACUACAUGGUGAGACUCUGUUUCAAAAAAAGAAAAUAGUAGACUUCAAAAAGCAAGCAAGCAGAUCUAGGUUCCCAGCUUCUGCUGAGUCUCUGUCUGAUAGAGCCAGAGAAGGGAAUCUUCCUCAAACCCAGCGUUUAAACUAAUGUAUGCUUUGCAUACCACUUGUUAGGCCUUAAAUAUUAGCUGUGACGGUAUAGGGCAUACUUCUGUGCACAUUCAUUUUCUUGCUUUUCAUAUAGUAGAUUUGGGAGGAAUAAAUUGUUUUAUACUCAAUUUAUAAUCUUAUCAUUCCAGGUAAAAAUGGCAAAUGGGGAAAGCACGAUGUUUUCUAAUUUCACUUAAUCCUAAUAAAAUUUUGUUGUUAAGUAUGA